Messenger RNA from Penicillium subrubescens, 1236 nucleotides. RefSeq lists its product as uncharacterized. The record is from RefSeq and is a predicted model, not a curated record. Gene Ontology annotation, biological process: polyketide metabolic process. The coding region runs from base 1 to 1236 and encodes 411 amino acids. Lineage: Eukaryota; Fungi; Ascomycota; Eurotiomycetes; Eurotiales; Aspergillaceae. The transcript has 4 exons.
AUGUACAACGAUAUCACGAAGCCUCCACCCCCGCUUCCGACCACGCAGUCAACCGAGAUCAAGCCAGGUCUCUCGAUUGUGCUGCCCCUCUCACGCCGGGGUCAUGGACCAGGUCUUAUCGUUCUCGUCCCAGACACGGAGCAGUCUUUGGCAAUUAUUGACGGCGUUCCAUCCCAGUUGAUCAAGUGGGCCGAAGAAGGAUACACUGUAAUCGAGAUCCAGAGGCAGGCCCUGAUAACGGGGGGAAGAGAAGUGCUCGUAGAGGCUGCUCGAGCGCUGGAAAGCUGCGAGAAGUGCGAUACGAAGGACAAAGUUGGUCUGAUAGCUUACGAUCCUGAGCUAUGGAACUACGUGGCCCCCACUUUAACAUCUGUUCCAACGGUUGUUGGGGCAGUAGUCUACAGCCAUGAAUCUGAAAGCUCGACCCUAGAACCUGCGGAUAUUCCAAUCCUUCGGCAUCUGGCUGGAAAAAAGCCAGAAGCAGCAAAACAGCAAGAUCUCGUGAAAGACUUCUAUUAUCCAAAUGCCAAGUCGCAUCGCUUUGCAAGCCCUUUCCAGGACCAGUUUGAUUACUGGGCGGAGUCCCUUUCCCAUACUCGCAUUUUGCAAUUCCUCAAGCCUAUUAUGAAUGGGCCGUAUUUUGAUCUUGAGACUAUCUGGGAUGAGCAUACUUACUACGAAUUUGCUGAUCGAUCAGUGGAGCACACAAUGAGCACCAUGGUGGACCAGCCAUAUGUGAACCAUGUUCCAACGCUUACCGGUGGAAUCGGCCGUGAAUCCCUGACAAAAUUCUAUCGGCACAAUUUCAUCUUCAACAACUCGGAGGAUACCGAACUGGAGCUUAUCAGCCGAACUUUGGGAAUCGACCGAGUGGUCGAUGAGUUUAUAUUCAAAUUUACCCAUGACCAAGAACUCGACUGGCUACUUCCCGGAGUUCCUCCGACAAACAAAUACGUGGAAGUUCCCUUCACAGCCGUUGUUAACGUCCGAGGAGACAGACUCUACCAUGAGCAUAUCUCCUGGGACCAAGGGACAGUGCUUAAACAGGUUGGAUUGAUGCCCGAGUAUCUACCAUACCCAUAUGCUUUACCCGACGGAAGCAAGCCGGGCCCAGGCAAGCAAUUUGAGUAUCGUGUGCCAGUGGUUGGGAUCGAGUCGGCCGAAAAGAUGAGGGAUAGGAACUCGGUUGCGUCUAACAAGAUGUUCGAAUUCCGUCUUCGCGAAGUCCCAGAGUGA